AUGAACAGGAUUAGAAAAGAGGACUUAUGCAGCCAGGAAGGUUUGGAAACUCCUCUCGUGUUUUCUUCAGCUGCAUCAUUCAAACAUUGUAUGAAAGAUCAAAACAGAUGGAGCACCGGAAAUGGACGUAACACACGAGCACUAGAACUUUUAGAGAAGUAUUACAAAAUGAAUGAGACAGAACGAAUAGAAAACGAUCGCAGUCCCUUCGGAUUUCUGAUAUCAUGUUCUUUCAAUGGAAAAAAUUGCUCUCAAAAUCAUUUAAGUCAUUUCGCUGACUUUCGUUAUGGUAGCUGUAUAACAUAUAAUAAAAUUCAGAAUGGUCGGAUAAUAGAAGCUUCAAAAUUUGGUGUAGGUAGUGGUUUAGCCUUGACAUUAAAUUUGGAUUCCGCAUGCUAUUUGUUAACAGGAGAAACAGUUGGAGCGAAAAUAAUGAUUCACGAUCCCAAUGAAGAUCCAAACCCGGAAGAUGAGGGAUUUACACUUAGUCCGGGUUUUGAAGUAUUAAUAGCGUUAAAGCAAACUGUAAUGCACAGACUUGAGUACCCAUACAAAGAUCGUUGCAUACACUAUAAACGAAACGAAAAAGAUUUUACUAGAAGUAAAAGAUUUUGCAUUCGGUCUUGCAUCCAGCGACAUAAUUUUGCAAGAUGCAACUGCAUUGAUCCCACUUCAUCAAUAAAGUCUACCUUUAAAUCAUGCAGUCUGACAAACUAUACAGAAGUCUGCUGCUUGAGUGAUGUUUUGAAUGAUUUGUCUCUAACUAAAUUAACCUGUGACUGUCCUUUACCAUGUAUAUCUGUCUAUAAUAAAAGAAAAAUAUCAAAAUCGCUUUUGUCUUCUGAAGCGUUCUCUCGUAAUCCUCUUGUAAAAAAUGUGAGCAAAAGUAAGAUUCUAUUGCUCAACGUGUUUUAUUCAAGCUUCGAAAGUUAUACAUAUCAUCAGCAUCCUAAAUAUGAAACUACAAAACUUAUGAGCUAUAUUGGAAGCGAGUGCGCACUAUGGUUGGGACUGUCGUUUGUUGCAUUUUGCGAUAUUAUAGAAAAACUAGCAAUCUGUGUGAAAUAUAUGUAUAUUAAGUUAUUUAAUCAACAUUUAUCAGCGAUACAUGAUAGUGAUGAAAGACGAUAG
Molecule: messenger RNA, 1131 nt
Organism: Argiope bruennichi
Lineage: Eukaryota; Metazoa; Arthropoda; Arachnida; Araneae; Araneidae
Product: amiloride-sensitive sodium channel subunit gamma-2-like
Exons: 1
Coding region: 1-1131 (376 amino acids)
Biological process (GO): sodium ion transmembrane transport
Cellular component (GO): membrane
Molecular function (GO): ligand-gated sodium channel activity
Source: RefSeq, a predicted model, not a curated record